This is a messenger RNA of Cuscuta epithymum, 4325 nucleotides long. NCBI's taxonomy places the organism in Eukaryota, Viridiplantae, Streptophyta, Magnoliopsida, Solanales, Convolvulaceae. The record is from the annotation of a GenBank genome assembly.
CUUCGUUUAUGUCAAGCACAACAUUUGGUAUCAGAGCCUGGGUUGGAUCAGUCUUGAAUACACGAAAGAAAACCAAGAAAAACAACACUCAAUCACCCUAAAAUGCAAAGCUCAACAAAUGGAAAUUCAGCCAAUCAAUUACCCUUGUUCAAAGGGGUUAAUUAUCACUUUUGGAGCUUGAAAAUGAAGACCCUCUUCAAGUCACAAGAACUAUGGAGUGUGGUGGAGGAAGGGUUUGUUGAUGAGCAGCCUCAUGAGCCAGAUCAAGCCCUUCGAGAAAAAAGGAAGAAAGAUGCCAAAGCCCUUUUCCUUAUUCAACAAGCUCUAGAUGAUGAUAUUUUUCCACGCAUUGCUGCAGCCUCUACCUCAAGAGAAGCCUGGAGUAUUCUAAAGCAAGAAUACCUAGGAGAUAGGAAGGUAAUCAUGGUCAGAUUGCAGUCUCUCAGAAGGGAGAUGGAAAACACACGCAUGAAAGAUAAGGAGUCAGUUCAGGACUAUUUAUCAAGAAUCACAACCUUGGUGCAGAAGAUGAGGUCUUAUGGAGAGGAGGUUCAAUCUCAGCAGGUGAUAAGCAAAGUAAUGAGAAGUCUUACACCAAAAUAUAACCAGCUUAUAUGUGCUAUUGAAGAAGCUAAGGAUAUGGAAACCUAUACCUUUGAAGAACUCACAGGAUCUCUUCAGGCAUAUGAAGAAAGACACAGUGGUGAAGCUGAAAAGAAUGAAGAACAAGCUUUUCAAGCCCAGAAUGAAUCAACAAAUGAUCAAGCCUUCCAGUCCCCAAAUAGGGGGAGAGGAAGAGGUAGGGGAGGCUUCCGAGGUGGUCAUGGUGGAAGAGGCAGAGGAAGAGGUUCCUCUAGCCAUGGAGGAAGACAAGGCAGUUCUAAACCUCCCAUUAAAUGUUACUAUUGUAACAAGAAUGGUCAUAAGGAAGCAGAAUGCUGGAGAAAGAAUCCAGAUCUAGCCCCUAAGAGAGAAGAUCAUAGAUCUAAUUAUGCUGAGCAAGAACAAUUAUUUAUUGCACAUCAUAAUUUGGAUCAUGAUGGACGUACAGUAUGGUAUAUUGAUAGUGGUUGUUCAAACCACAUGACAGGAUCAAAGAGCAUGUUUCAGCAUAUUGAUGAGACUAAGAAAGGCAUUGUCAGAAUAGGUGAUGGCAAACAACUUGAAGUCAAAGGUCUAGGAGUGAUCUCAGUAUAGACAGAACAAGGAGGGAAGAAAGCUUUGUCUAAUGUACAAUAUGUUCCUCACUUAGCUCAUAAUCUGCUAAGUGUUGGACAAUUGGUGGCAGGAGGUUACUCAGUUUCCUUUGCAGAUGAAGUAUGCACAAUAAGGGAUGGAGGCACAAAGGAAGUCUUGCUAAAGACUAAAAUGGGAAGAAACAAGCUGUUUUCCAUGGAUUUGGCAUCAACCAAUGGAAGAGCUUUAGUUGUGAAGGGAGAAGAAAAUGCCAAAUUAUGGCAUUUAAGGUAUGGUCAUCUUAACAUGACUAGUCUGCAAUUACUGAGUACUAGAGGUUUUGUUAGAGGCCUACCUAGUAUUGGCAAGUUGGAGCUGUGUGAGGGAUGCAUCUAUGGGAAGCAAUCUAGAGGUUCUUUUCCCUCAGGAGGCUCAUGGAGAGCUAGUGAAUGUCUAGAACUGCUCCAUGCUGAUCUUUGUGGUCCAAUGGAGACUGAAUCAUUAGGAGGUAGCAGGUACUUUCUAAUGAUUACUGAUGAUUUUACUAGAAUGUCUUGGGUCUAUUUUCAAAGGACCAAGUCUGAAGCUCUUGAAAACUUUAAGAAGUUUAAGGCCUUAGUUGAGAAUCAGACUGGGAAGUCAGUCAAAGCACUUAGAACUGAUAGAGGAGGUGAAUUCAGUUCCAAUGCUUUUACUGACUUCUGUGAUGAGCAAGGAAUAAGAAGAGAAUUUACAGCACCUUAUACUCCUGAGCAAAAUGGAGUAGCUGAGAGGAAAAACAGAACAGUUGUAGAAAUGGCAAGGAGUAUGCUCAAAGCCAAAGACAUGCCAACCAAGUUCUGGGGUGAAGCUGUAUCUACAGCUGUUUACAUUCUGAAUGUUUGUCCAACUAAGGCAGUACUCAAUUGCACACCAUUUGAAGCUUGGAGGAGGAAGACACCCUCAGUAGGUCAUAUGAAAGUGUUUGGAUGCAUAGCCUACACUCUAGUGAACCAGAGAACUAAACUAGAGAAUAAGGCAGAAAAAUGCAUUUUCAUAGGAUAUUCAACUCAAUCUAAGGCAUAUAGACUCUACAAUCCUCUUACAAAAAGGAUUGUUAUUAGCAGAAAUGUGAUCUUUGAUGAAGAUGCAGCCUGGAGUUGGGAGUCCAAUACUGAGCAAGAUGCACCCAGAAUUGUCAGUCUUGAUGAUCAAUCUUCACCUCAGUCAGAACCAGCUACUCCUGUCACCUCCUCACCUCCAACUACUCCUCCAAAUUCUCCAAACAACACAAAUGCCAGUUCUGAAGUUGGAAACUCAUCAAGCUCUAGCUCAGAAUCUAGCAGUUCAUCAAGUGAUCAGCCUAGAAAAGUCAGGUCACUAGUUGAUAUAUAUGAAUCUUGUGACUUUGCUUUCAUUGUUACUGAGCCUACAGAGUAUCAUGAGGCUGCCAUCUAUGAUGAGUGGACACAGGCAAUGCAAGAAGAGAUCAAUGCCAUUGAGAGAAACAAAACCUGGGAGUUGGUAAGUCUGCCCCAAGAAAAGAAUGUGAUUGGCUUAAAAUGGGUGUACAGAACUAAAUAUAAUCAAGAUGGAAGUAUCUCUAAGCAUAAGGCUAGGCUUGUAGCCAAAGGUUAUGCUCAGCAAGAAGGGGUGGACUAUGAAGAAACUUUCUCUCCGGUAGCCAGAUUUGAAACUGUAAGGAUUGUCCUUGCACUGGCUACACAAUGGAAGCUUCCUGUGUACCAAUUGGAUGUCAAGUCAGCAUUUCUUAAUGGUGACUUGCUUGAGGAAGUAUAUGUUCAUCAACCAGUGGGCUUUGUGAAGAAAGGGGAGGAAGAAAAGGUGUAUAGGCUCAAGAAGGCUCUUUAUGGGCUAAAGCAGGCCGCUAGAGCAUGGUACAGCAAAAUUGACUCCUUUUUUAUCAACUCAGGAUUUCAGAAGAGUGACAAUGAGCCUACUCUGUAUGUUAAGAGGGUAGGUAUGGAAUUUCUAGUUGUCUGCCUCUAUGUUGAUGAUAUUAUCUAUUUCAGUUCUUCACAAAGUCUGCUAACCUCUUUUAAAGCAUCAAUGACAAAUCAGUUUGAGAUGACUGAUUUGGGACUACUUCAGUACUUCCUUGGAUUAGAAGCUAAGCAAGGAAAAGAGGGCACCUUUCUCAGUCAGAAGAGGUAUGCUAUUAAUCUCCUAAAAAGGUUUCACAUGGAGGCUUGUGAGACUAUUGCUACACCCAUGAAUGCAAGUGAGAAGCUCCAAAAAUGUGAUGGUACUGAGGAUGCAGAUGUCACACUUUACAGAAGCCUAGUAGGGGGACUUAAUUAUCUAACACAUUCAAGGCCUGAUUUGGCUUAUUGUGUUAGUAUGGUGUCUAGGUACAUGCAAAAGCCAUCAAAACAACAUUUCGGUGCUGCAAAGAGAAUCUUGAGAUAUGUUGCAGGGACAUUGGAGUAUGGAUUGUGGUACUCAAGUGUGAAGGAUCUCAAAUUGCGAGGGUAUACUGAUAGUGAUUGGGCUGGGUGUGUGGAUGACAGGAAGAGCAUGUCAGGGUCAGUCUUUGACCUAGGAUCAGGGGCAGUAACUUGGAGCUCAAAGAAGCAGGAAACCAUUGCUUUAUCCUCCUCUGAAGCUGAAUAUGUGGCAGCAGGAGCAGCAGCAAAGCAAGCUUUAUGGAUCAGCAAGGUGCUAAAGGACUUGGGAUGUGCUCAAUCAGAUGGAAUUGAAUUGUGGUGUGACAACAAAUCAGCUAUAGCAAUGACAAGAAAUCCAGCUUAUCAUUCCAGGACCAAACAUAUAGAUGUUCAACAUCAUUUCAUAAGGCAGCUUGUUGCAAAAGGAAGUAUUUCACUUCAAUUCUGUGGUACUGAAUGGCAAAAUGCAGAUUUGUUCACUAAAGCACUGAAUCAUACAAAGCAUUAUCAUUUCAUGAAGAGAAUUGGGAUGACUAAGCUUGGAUCAAGGGGUGGUGUUGAAAGUGAUCCAAAUUAGAAGUGCAUGGUCACAUGCAUACGUACCAUUUGAUAUAUUUGUUGAUUAUUUGUUUAGUUAUUAAGCAUUUGAAUAAGUCUAAGGUUGUUUCCUAUUGUUAAGGAGGUAUUGUUAGUUAAUGGAUAGGAUUAUUAUGCACGUAUAAGCAUAGCUUAAUAUUAGGAGUUUGUUAUUCUAGUCUGUGG